Messenger RNA from Hydra vulgaris (swiftwater hydra), 2584 nucleotides. Its product is annotated as epithelial splicing regulatory protein 1. The record is from RefSeq and is a predicted model, not a curated record. Gene Ontology annotation, molecular function: mRNA binding. NCBI's taxonomy places the organism in Eukaryota, Metazoa, Cnidaria, Hydrozoa, Anthoathecata, Hydridae.
AUCAAAUAAUAUUGCGGAAAACAAACAACAAUAAUUCAUUAAAAUUUGUAUGGUUAUGAUUGUUAAACAAACUUGGGACCAAUAUUUUUUGUAUUUUCUGUUUAAAGGUAGUUAUAUCUAAUUAUCCGACUUAUAAUUACAUAAUAAAGUCAACGGUGCAUAAUAAAUGAGAAUACAGAGCGACGUAAAAUUGAAACGACUGUUAUUUUGUUAACAUAAAGUUCAGGACUUCAAAGUUUAUUUUACCACUUAGACUAAUAAAAAUAGAUUUAAAAAUGUUAAUCGUUGAGAAACAAAAUCUUGUUCAGCCUGAUGUUUUAGUUGUAUGGUUUGUAAAAGUGGCUGGGGAAAACGAAGAUCUACUCGGCGUUGAUGAAACACCAAUUACAAAUAUUCAAUGGAUUGCAAUUGAAGUUGUAGAAAACAAGAUUAUCCGCGAAGGAGAGUAUAUUAUCUUUGAUGAAAGCGAUAAUAAUGAAAAAGUAAUUGAAGCAAGUAACAAAGAAUUAACAUUAAAAGAAGCAACCAAACAGUUUGAACAAGUUAUUUUAGAACUUUCAGAGAAUGAUCGAAUUGUUCGCUUAGUUUGUGAGAAUAGUCUUCAUAUACGUCAGUGCUUGAUACCACGUGCACAACAACAAGAGAUAAAACUUGGCGACAUAUUCCUUAAAUAUUAUGACAUCAGAAAAGAAUACAGGUCCUUUACCGAAAAAAAUGUUACGUUCAAGAAUCUUACUGAAAUUUCGGAAGAUAUGAUUAUUGAGUCUAAAGAUGUACUUUCAAGUCUUGACAAAGCGUGUAGAUUCUGUGCAAAAGUGACUCAGCAUCUUCUCAAAGAAGGUCAUAAGUUUUUAAAACUGGAAAGUGUCAGUCUUACUUUAAAUGAUGGCAUGCCAACUGGCUAUGUCAAAGAUGAUACAAUUGUAAGAGCACGCGGUUUGCCGUGGCAAGUAUCAGAUGUUGAUGUUGCAGCUUUUUUCACCGGGCUUAAUAUAGCAAAAGGAGGAGUUGCUCUUUGUUUAAAUGUUAAGGGCCGAAGGAACGGCGAAGCACUUGUACGUUUCGAAUCGUCGGAGCAUCGUGACAUGGCUUUAAGAAGACACAAACACCAUCUUCUUGGUAGAUAUAUCGAGGUAUAUAAAGGUACUGCGCAAGAAUUUUUAAAAAUUGCAAAAGGCCCUGCUGCUGCAAUGCAUGCUGCAGCAGAGUUUUUGACAAAUGGUGGAGAAGUUAUAAUCCGUAUGCGAGGUUUGCCGUUUGAUGCAACUGUACAUGACGUAGUUGAAUUUUUCGGAGAUUCACCCAAAGUUCUUCAAGGAAAAAAUGGUGUAAUGUUAAUAUCCUACCCGGAUGGAGCAUCAACUGGAGACGCAUUUGUUUUGUUUGAAACAGAAGCAGAGGGACAAUUUGCAUUAAAAAAGCACAGGGAAAACAUUGGGAAAAGAUACGUAGAACUAUUUCGAAGCACACGGGCUGAGCUCCAACAGGUACUAACUAUGUAUAAUAUUGGAUACCAAUUGGUAACGCCUGUUCCUGGUCAACUACCUUUUCCAGGUUCGGGUUUGAAUGACAGGGCACUUAUAAAUCAACGCCUUCAAGCAUUAAUGAAUAUGUCAUGUCUAAGAAUGCGUGGGUUACCAUUUUCAGCUUCUCACAAAGAUAUUUUAAACUUUCUUGGAAAUUACAAAGAAAAUGUUGUAGGAAGCGUUCAUAUUAUUUAUAAUUUGCAGGGUCGCCCUUCCGGAGAAGCUUUUGUCCAACUUCAAACUGCCGACCAAGCACAUACCUGCGCAAAUGAUCGACAUCUUAAACACUUAGGAGAGCGUUAUAUAGAAGUGUUUCAAUGUUCUGUUCAAGAUAUGACAUGGAUGCUUGCAACUAGUCAUGCUAAUCAACUUGCAUCACAACAACUCAACCAUGCAAACAAAAACGUCUCUAUCUACCAUCAACAAUCGCCAACUUAUCACACAGCAACAGCACCACAAUAUCAUCCUUCAACGCCAUCGCCUCCACCUGUUAUUCAAACCACAUCAGCUCCAACAAUUAUUGCACCUCCGCCUUUGACGUCUACUGGUAUUUUAACACCUAUUUCUCCCAUUCCAAUAUACACAGGCCAGUUUCCUCAAAUUAUUUCGCCAAUAGCUAAUGGAUUUGUUCCAGCACAACAUCUGGGACACAACCAUCAAGUUAUGCCACCCAUGAUUAAUGGACAUUUAUUCAACCAAGAGACAAUUCAUUAUCAAAUAAAUCCGUUUGGAAAACCUGAAGUGGCAUAUAUUGCAUUUGCUCCUCAUGAACACUUUCAUCACGCUUCGUUUCAUUUUGAUAAACAGAAGUUUAUAGGAAACAGAUACGUUGAAAUGUUUUACGCUCAUUAAUAAAGCAACUAUAAAAUAAAUAUUUAUAUAAAAACAAAGAUCAUUAAAGAUAUGCAAAAACGCAAGGAAGCAUUUUAAAAUUGUUGUACAAUUUCUAACUAAGUAGUGGUUCUGAUUAUGAUUGUUAAAUCAGUCAGACUACCUCCUUUGUAUUUAUCAAAGCAUUAUUUAUAACUUUUUAACAAAAAUAGAACGUCAUUAUUAAA